UUUUUCAGUCCCGGCGUUUUAAUUUAGCGUUUGUGAACCACUAUACGCGCUUUGAAGGAAGGCACCUUUGUGUCGUUUUUCUUAAGCAGCUUGUGAUUGGACUAUAGAGAAGUGACGCUUGUCAAAGCAGGAGUGUUGUUUCAGUCUAAAGGGGAACCCGCCUACAGUUGACUAUGGCUGGCAGACAGGCUGUGAAAGCGUACUUAGACCUCUUGUCGCAGCCAUGCAGGGCUCUACUUAUAUUCCUUAAACACAACAAAAUACCACAUACGGUGGAACUCAUUGCAUUACGAAAAGGGCAGCAGAAAACACCCGAGUUCACCAAACUCAACCCCAUGCAAAAAGUGCCAGUGUUGGACGACAAUGGAUUCAUCCUUACUGAAAGUGAUGCCAUAUUGAAGUAUCUGGCAACAACCUACAAUGUCCCUGAUCACUGGUAUCCCAAACUACCAGAGAAGAGAGCCCGAGUGGAUGAGUACACAGCCUGGCAUCAUAUGAACACACGUAUACAUGCUGCCACAGUUUUCCUGCAAGAGGUUAUAUUUCCAAUGAUGGGACAGCCAAAAAAUCCUGUGAAGUUUGAAAAGGCGCUGGCAGACCUGGAUGGCACACUGGACAUGCUAGAAAACAUGUUUCUGAAGAGACAGGCUUUCCUGUGCGGGGACGACAUCUCAUUGGCUGACCUGUUAGCAGUUUGUGAGCUCAUGCAGCCCUUGUGUAGUGGGAGGGACGUUCUGAAGGACAGACCCAAACUUCUGAGCUGGAGGAGUCGAGUCCAGUCAGCGCUCUCGGACUCCUUUGAUGAAGCUCACUCUGUUGUCUAUCAAUUAAGGGAGAAGUUCACAGCUAAAUUGUGAAAAACCAACUCUUUACUCAAAGUCUUUAUUCACAGCAGUUAAUUCUUUAAGUUAAUUCUUUAUUAGUUAUUAAUUCUAUAUGUCACAAAUUAAUGAUGCAUCUGUUUUACAUGCAUAUGCAGUUCAUGUUACCAAUACGUCUGAUUAAUAUAUGGUUUGAAAAGAGGUUUAUAUCCACAACUUUUUUGGGCCCAUACUAUAGUUUGUGCCGAAUGAGCAGAAAAUGUAAAAACAUUUUAUUGUUAUCAGUAAUUGGUAAAAGAAUACUAUUUACAAGAAUGAAAAUGUGUGAACAUCGAGAACCAGGUUUGCUCUUGAAUGAUGGUUUUCCUUCUCACAUUAGUGCCUUAUCUUUCUGUGGUGAAAAUGUCCAAUUAAACUAUUCACUCAUGCAACUUUAUGUUCACAAAAACAAACAUCCUUCUAAAAGAUUUCUUGUAAUUCUUUCUUGAAUUUUAGACAGUGACUUUUGAAAGCAAAUGUUUGAAAUAUUUUUUUUUUUCCACAAAGAGAGUGUAACCUCUGCUUUCUAAGAAAAUAAGAAACAAAUGACAGUUUUUGCAAAAUUGUAAUUGUUGACAUAUCAAUAAAAGUAAUUGAUGCAGUA
Messenger RNA from Carassius auratus (goldfish), 1464 nucleotides. RefSeq names its product glutathione S-transferase theta-3. Bases 174 to 857 code for a protein of 227 amino acids. The record is from RefSeq and is a predicted model, not a curated record. Lineage: Eukaryota; Metazoa; Chordata; Actinopteri; Cypriniformes; Cyprinidae. The transcript is spliced from 5 exons. Gene Ontology annotation, cellular component: cytoplasm. Gene Ontology annotation, biological process: glutathione metabolic process. Gene Ontology annotation, molecular function: glutathione transferase activity.